GAUUGUUGCCUUGGCGACGGAGAGGGGUUUGGUAGCGUUACUGUGCGGCAUGAUCUGCGCGUUGCGAGUAUGAGGAAGCAGCUGCCGAUGUGAUCUCCGACACUGUGAGAAACUGAGACAAACACCUGAACACACGAUUCCAGCCAUACUGCUAUUUUACAGGAACCGCGUGCAUGAUUACCUCCCUGGUUUAAUGGGUCCAAUCAUCGGGAUGUCGCCGGAUAAGAAAGCGGAAACGCCGAGGAUGCAGGGGGAAAGGGUGGGACUUAGGGGUUUGUGUGGGGGGGCGGGGACUCUCCCGGAGGCAGAGUGCGGUGCAGCCAGCCCAUUGGCCACCAGUCUGGACCGGGGGUCCGUUGGUUCCGGGGGCUCUGAGGACGAGGAGCUCACCAACCUCAACUGGCUCCAUGAGAACCUGCUCCAGAACUUUACCCUGGGGGGGGCCCAACCCAGUGCCAGCCCCCUCUUUGACAUUGAGGGCGACACCGGAGCCCCUCAGAACCCCCCCUCUUCAUCCUCUUCCUCCUUGUCACAGAGGGACUCGUUGAAGUCCAAGCCUCCUUUCUCAUUCUCUCUGUUGAUCUACAUGGCCAUAGAGCAGAGCCCCAGUAAGAGCCUGCCAGUGAAGGACAUCUAUGGUUGGAUCGUACAGCACUUCCCCUACUUCUCCUCGGCCCCCACCGGCUGGAAGAACAGCGUCAGACACAACCUGUCACUCAACAAGUGUUUCCGUAAGGUGGAGAGGAGCCUGGGAAAGCUGAAUGGUAAGGGUUCUCUGUGGUGUGUGGACCCAGAGUACAGGCCUAACCUGACCCAGGCCCUGAAGAAGCAGCACUUCCCUGCAGCACAUGCCUUCUGCACACCGCCUGCCUCCCCACCGCCUGCCUCCUCACCGCCUGCCUCCUCACCCCAUAGACAUCUCUUCCUGCAGGGCUGCUCUCUCAAAGAGUCUGACAUAGAUGCUGCCACUGCCAUGAUGCUCUUAAACGCCGCCCCUGGCCAUCACCAUGCCAAUCCAUGUGAUCCAGAGAGUCCCCUGGACCUGUCCCGGCCAGACUUGGUCCUGGUGAGCAGCGAUCCUAACCAGGACCACAAUUACAGCAGUAUGGCCCUGCAGCGCUGCUCCUCCCGCUCCUCCUCCUCCUCUCUCGACGAUGGAGGCCCCUCCCCCGGCCAUGCCCGCCACAGGCCCCGUACAUGCCGCGCCGGCAGUGAGGGUUUCCAUAGCGACGAGGACGACUCCGACCUCGGGGACCGGGACGAGAGAGGCGGCCGCCCCCGGCCUGCUCCUCGCCGCUCCUCCUCUUCGGUGAAGCACCCGGCGGGUAAGAGGGCCCGUAGGGAGCUGACAACUAACCCAGAGCUGGAUGAGGAGCUGAAGGAGGCGGCCGGGUCUCUGCUCCACCUGGCUGGAAUCCGUACCUCCAUGGACCUUAACAAACGCAGUGCCAAGAGCAAAAAACUGAACAGGAAAUGAGGUUGUCAUACUUUCCUGCCCUCAGACUCCUGCCCCUGUAACCCCUGACCCCUGAUCUGAUCAUGUGUCCUGAUUGGUCUUGGUUGUGCCUCCUUUUCUGGUUGCUGAUUUUUAAGCCUGUUUUUGGUUUGACACAUCCCUCACUAUCCAACACAAAUGGCAAUAGUAUCAUUGACACAGGAGAACAAAGCCAUAUUGAGACUUUUGUAACUGGGGUGUAUCAGGUGGGUGGGUCAGGGUAAAACUGGGAUGUUUGAGGACUACUGAGAAGAACCAUCACAAAACUGCUUGUUUCUGAUGGCUUCGCUGCAGAUCCUCAACUCAAAUAAUGUUUUGGGGGAUAAGACGGGAAAAGCUUAGAGUUUUUAUAACUCAAGGCGUUGCAUGCUUCCUCAACCUGUAUCCUCUUCCAAGAGAAUGUGUGCAUGUCUCUAACAAACUAACCUCUCCUCAUGUUGAAGUCAGUUUCUCCGUGCUGAAGAUGCCACUGUUUUUUGAUAGGUGACAACCUUGGUCUGGAAUAUCUUCCAAAAAGAGAUGCAAUAACUUAAACCACUUUUUAUAUAAUUUUUUACUGUUGGUAUUUUUCCUGGGUUGAUGACGGUACUGCUGUUUAAAAACAACAGAUUAAAGUAGUGCGGCUGAUCGUAAACAUCCUUACACGGAGUAGAACGCUGGACUGGGUCCAUGUCAGGAUUUAAUAGCAGGGAGUGGAAACGUAACCAAGGGAAUGUUGGAACUGCUACUGCCAUGGUGGGCAGGGGAAUAAAAUAAAGGUGUCCGACUGCUAAAUCAGGAAGAGUCCACUCUAGUCCUACUGAGAGAAACAUCAUUACAUCUAGAUCAGGAAGAGUCCACUCUAGUCCUACUGAGAGAAACAUCAUUACAUCUAGAUCAGGAAGAGUCCACUAGUCCUACUCUGAGAGAAACAUCGUUACAUCUAGAUCAGGAAGAGUCCACUCUAGUCCUACUGAGAGAAACAUCAUUACAUCUUCAUUGCAUUAUAACCUGCUCUUCCUCUGCUGGCCCCUCUAAUUCUGUCAUUAAUUAUUUGCAUUUAGUGUGUAAACUGAGAAAUUACAUUUAAUAUAUUCUAUCCUGUCUUGUCCUAUCUUAUCCUAUGCAAGGUGUAGUGUAGAUUAAUCUGGCUGAAACUAAGCAAAUGUUGUUGUAACCAUAGUGAUACUAAGACAAUGCGCUUGGCAUGAGGGCGCUCAGUUUUCAAUCAUGUAAUACUAGUCACACCUACUCGAACGUUAGUAUUCAGGCCAAAGGGAAGUUAAAACAUAGAUGUUAUAAUAAUGUUGUUGUGAGGUUAGAUGGACAAUGUUGUGAGACUUAUUGUACUACUGCCCCUCCUGAAUGUUGUUGGCUGACCCUGUGGCAGAGUUCAGACUGUGGUGACAGAAAAAGGCUUUGCUUUGUCGGAGGGCAAAAUCAGGAAGUGCACCACUCUCCUCUCCACUGUACAGUAAUGUGUUGAGGGCCAGUUGAUUACAUUGAGUUCAGUGACGGAAAGUACAGGAUGUGGAAACAGAACUUGUGAUGAGGCCAGAGUGGUGCUCUUUGGAACUUGCAUUAGUAAGCAAAAUGCCAAUAUGCCCAUAUGAUUAGAAUAGCUUUGAGUUGGUGCACUGCAGUACUGUCCUGUCAUGAGCCAACUUAAGUGCAAGUUAGGUUUCCACUUGUGUUGUAUCACAGGAAAUGUUAAAUUAAGUCACGUUAGUAAGUAUAUAUUGUAUGCAGUGCCAAACAUGAAUUUGUGUCACAGAAGUGGAACUACCAAGGCCAUUGCAGCCAUCUUCCUCUUCUCACAGCAUUUGUGACUGACAGUAAUGUUGUUGCCCCUGUUUCUUAGAAGCCUGCCAACAGGAAAUGUAGGAGAACUCUGACCUAGUCUGAUAUUCAGUUUAUUUUGGUUGUUCUGGAAUGGGAAUCGCUGUAUUCUGUGAAUGGUAAUUUUGUUCUUAGAACUAAACUGCAGUUCUCCUAAAUAAGAUGGACAUGGAAUACACUGGUCUUAACUGGCUGUGAAUAAACAAAGAACAAAUGAAUGGUGUCCAUUUAAAUUUAUAAUGGACUAUUGAAAGGAACUUCUAUCAAAUAAAGGUAAUUUGAAGUGAGUGGAAAGGUUACUUCCUCUCUCCCCUCUGGAAAAUCCUUUUGAUACUUAUUUAGUUUUAUUUUCUAAAUUAUAUUUUACUGCCAUAGACCACUAUUUUCACUGUGUUAUAGUGAUUGUGUGUCUGAGAAUGUACUGUAUAUUGCCAAUGUAUAUUGUCUUUCGAGCGGGUGUUUUUCAAUUUAACCAUGACUGCCAAGUUUUUCAAUGUUUUGUUGAUGGAUAAAAGACUAUUGAUUAACAUUGAUUCUGAACCAUUUUUUUUGCCAACUGAUGUUGUACAGAGAAGCAAAGGUAGACAUUUCAGAUGGCAUUCCCUAUCUUGAUAGGGAAAGUUGAUAUAAUCAUCAUAAAGGCGUUGAAGUUUAUCUGAAUUUGUACUGUUUGUUUAGAUAAUAUUCUGACUGCCCUAAGUAGUCACACCAUAGAUAUUAGUUGGCACCCCCUCUCCAUGUUAGGAUCCUGCCACAUAGAUGUUGCCUACACUUACUGAAACUAAACACCCACAUUUGAGGGUUGCCCUGGUGUUAGUCUUGGUACCCCCAUGGACUUGUGUUUAAACGUAGAUAGUUGAGAACAACUUCCAGUAACUUGUUCAUGCUGUUGCUAGAAGAAAGCUCUUAUCAGACUCAACAUGAAGAUGAUCCUGAGUCUCUCAGUAAGUUCAUGUUUUUUUAUACUGAACAAAAAUAAUGCAACAAGCAUUUUUACUGAGUUCGUUUAUAAGGAAAUCAGUUAAUUAAAAUAAGAGGUCCUAAUCUAUGGAUUUCACAAGGGUACAGCCAUGGGUGAGCCUGGGAGCCAGACCCAGCCAAUCCAAAUGAGUUUCUCCUCCACAAAAGGGCUUUAUUACAGACAAAUACUCCUCAGCACCUCAGACUAAUAAACACGACGCGGCACCCUAGGGGUCUGUAUCGUCACCAGUAAUGUUCACGUGACACAGUGACAGAUUAUGCUAAACUCAAAGCUACAUACAUAGGAUGCUUCAUUGUUUGAAAAUGUGUUGUAUUGAUUAUGCGUUUUUAUUUUCUCACUCAGUUGCAAUUUAUUGAUUAUGAUAAAGCGUUUUGUCGCAUUGAACUAACUAAAGCUGCCGACCCAGUAUCCAUCAGUCGUCUGCCAUGUCUGUUAGACAGACCUUUUGGUUUUUGUAUGCUAACCUGUUCAUAAAGUGUAUUUUCACCAAAGAUAUGCAAUUUGCAUUAUAUAGGGUAUUACAAAAUAAAUAAAAUCUUGUUUUAUCA
Molecule: messenger RNA, 4843 nt
Organism: Salvelinus namaycush (lake trout)
Lineage: Eukaryota; Metazoa; Chordata; Actinopteri; Salmoniformes; Salmonidae
Product: forkhead box protein N2-like
Exons: 5
Coding region: 194-1477 (427 amino acids)
Biological process (GO): regulation of DNA-templated transcription
Cellular component (GO): nucleus
Molecular function (GO): DNA-binding transcription factor activity; cis-regulatory region sequence-specific DNA binding
Source: RefSeq, a predicted model, not a curated record